This is a messenger RNA of Chironomus riparius, 3726 nucleotides long. Lineage: Eukaryota; Metazoa; Arthropoda; Insecta; Diptera; Chironomidae. The record is from the annotation of a GenBank genome assembly.
CAGACGUUGAUGUGAACGGACGACUAUAGUCGGUUUCAUUCACAAGUGCCGAGGCAUAUGAGCACUUACUAACUUUUAUUUCAUAUAGCUUUACAUUAUACAAAAACCCCAGGUUGUUUGAACAAGAUAAAGAAACAAUUUUUUUUAAUAAAUAAAGUGUUAAUCACAGAGCUACAAAAAAAAAUGAGUGUAAAAUAAAGUAAAGUCAUGAACAGAUUUACAUUGUGUGUGAAGAAAUUAAAGAGGAAAUAAGUGAAUAAUAUUGUGAUUCAGAACAGAGAAAUAUUAGAAGGCAGUAAAAGAUAAGACAAGAGAGCGAAUAAAAAAAAAUAUAAUAAAAUUAUUCUAGUUAAUUGGAUUUAUUGGAGCUAAAGCGAUUCUCUAAGUGAAAUGAACGAAACUUAAUUAAGACGACAUUUAACAAAAUAAAAUAAUAAUUUAAAAUAUUUAAAAGAUAUUUUUCGCAAAAGAUUUGUUUAAAUAAAAAUAAUCAUAUAUGGUUGAUUCACUAUCAGCUCUUGGACGUGCUAUGGAUUUUCAAAGUGCAAUGGAGACAUUCGCUGAAGCAUGGGUUGCCGCUAAUGUGACACAGACACAAGCUUUGGCAUUGACCCGACCUAAAACACCCAAAAAAGAGCAAUCGGGAUCUCCACCUGGACACAAUCGCGAACGACAAUGUGAAAGUUUAAGAAGUCCAGCAACAGCAGAUGGUCAACAUUCACAUUCGCGAUCGAGUUCGAAGACACCAAUACAUAUAAAUUCGGGUGAUGGAAGUGAAAAUCCAAAUAUAGCAGGUGAUAUGAAUUCAUCGUUGUCCAGUUCAAAAUUUACAUCAACACCCGUACCGUCAAAUGAGAAAUUGAAUCAUCAUAUUGGCGAUAAUCCACAUAAUAAUGGAAUGAAUAAUAAUCAUAAUCAGCAAUUCCCGAGUCACAUUAAUGGUCCAGAGAAAAUUCUGCCGUCACCAUCCGUUGAGAGGAAGGACUUUGAUGUGUCAAAAAUGAACUCAAAAUCAUUGCCACUUCAUUGUGUCGUUGAAUCAGUUCCAUCACUGCAAGCAUCAUUCCAAGUAGACGCACGCAGUCCAUGGAGACGACGACCAAACAUUGAGAUGGAUAGCUAUAUUAUAAUUCCAGCAACAACACCCUUUUGUGAUAUUGUGACCAUCGCAUUACAACGACUUGGAUAUUCGUCUGACAUUUCAAAUACAGCUAAAGGAGCAAUAAUAAUCAAAAACUGGAAGCCACUUCCACUCGAUAAAAUCACCGACAACACAUUAAUAUCAGUCAGUGAGAUUCUUGGCGAAUUAACAUCGAGUGUGACAUUAAAAAUUACAAUAAUACGUACAAAACCCACACAGCUGGCUGAAAUAAAAGACAAACUGUUGAAAUUGUUGAUCCUACAAUCCCACACUGUAUUGCGAUCGAGUGGAUGUCCAUUAGAUGAGAUUACAUUAUCACAGAUAUGCCGUAGCCCAUUGCAAAAUAAUUUUCCAUUUCCUGAGAUUUCCGAUGAGAUUCGAAGGAAGUUUGAUCAAUGGUGGGCUAGUCAACUGACACCGCAGGCUAAUCCAAUUGCACAUAAAAUUUUGCCAUUCAUAAAUCCACAAGCAGCUGAGUUGGACUUUGCAGCACCAAAUUUACACAACUUACAGCAAUCGAGAGAAUCAUUGAUUGAAAAUCAUCAUCAAACACAUCCAGGAAUGUUGGUUCAUCCAGCAUUACAAACCGUACAUUCACAAUAUCCAAAUCAAAAGACACGAAUGCGAACGAGUUUUGAUCCAGAAAUGGAACUACCGAAAUUACAGCGUUGGUUUCAAGAGAAUCCACACCCGUCACGUCAACAAAUCCAAGCAUAUGUCGUACAAUUAAAUUCACUCGAGUCACGACGUGGUCGCAAACCACUUGAUGUCAAUAAUGUCGUUUAUUGGUUCAAAAAUGCACGUGCAGCACAAAAGCGAGCUGAAAAUCGUGGAAGUGUUCAUAAUUUGAGUAAUGGCUAUAAUACACCAACUGGGCUAAUGAUGCCACAACAUCCAGAUUACAUGAAGAGCUCGCCAAGUGCACCAUCCGAAGAUAUUGAUAAUAUUUCACAACAUUCUGAUGACAUGGAUGAUGAUGAUCGUCCAAUGUCACCACAACUUCCAUUACAAUUGACUGUACACGAGAGACAUCGUUCGUCCUCAUCACCGCCACACAUUGAAUGUGAGACGAGAAUUAAAUUAGAAGAUGAAAAGACAAUGAGUCCGAUGAGGAAGGCAAAUAGUGGCGAUGAGGAUGAGACAAAACACAGCAACAGCAAUCGAAUGGAAAUUAGUGGCGUUAUGGGAGGCAAAAUGUCCGAUGACAAUGGAAAUGAAAAUGUUCAAAAUUUUAGCAAUAAAGCGAGCAGCAACAACAACAAUGAUGAUUCUGUUAAAUCAAAUAAUUCAAUUGAUCAUAGUUCAAACUCACCGCAACCUCGCUCACCAUCACCAUCGGAAGACUUGGAUAUUGAUGACCCGGAAAUGUCACAAAUGGACGAAUACCGUUCACCAUCGCCAUUGGACUCAAAACGUGAUUUAUUGUUGCCAAUGAUGAAUCCAAACAAUAUGUUUUCGGCACAUUCAAUUAUGUACAUGAGUCAUUACAUUCCAGCUAUGCAAAAUGCCCACCAAUCAAUGCAUGGACAAAGUCCAUCGUUGAAUACAUCAGGCUUAAAUUUAUCAAACUCAUUCAACAGCAGCGAUGAGAGACGUAAGCGCAAUCGAACCUUUAUUGAUCCCGUAACGGAAGUUCCUAAAUUGGAACAAUGGUUCUCGAUGAAUACACAUCCAUCACAUAAUUUGAUUCUGAAAUAUACGGAAGAUUUAAACCGGAUGCCAUAUAGGCAAAAGUUUCCACGUCUCGAGAGUAAAAAUGUGCAAUUCUGGUUCAAAAAUCGUCGUGCAAAAUGCAAACGCUUAAAAAUGUCCCUCUACGACUCACCAUCGCAAUUGUCCGGUCUUAAUCCAUUCCAUAGCAGUUCUGAUCGCGAAUAAUAUUUAAUGAACAAUUUUAAUCAAUUUUAUCAGCCUAAGCAAAAGUAUGGAAGUGAGACUCCAUGAAACAAGGAAGAUUUUGCUUCCGGCAUGCAACAUGAUAUGACAGCUAGACACCAAUAAGGAUGCAUGACUGAUAAAAAUUGAUUGAAAUUGACUUGUUUAUUAAUUGUUCAAUUCUUUUUUAUACGUAUUAAAAGUAAUUACUACUACACAGUUUAUUGUGGGUGAUUUAGAUUAUUAAGAUGUUCACGCUGAAUUAUAUUUUUUAAAGUUUUUAGUUUUUGACACCUCAGUUGACUUUUAGAUAAUUUUUUCCUGUUUUUUUUUUUACUAUCACGUUGAUUUUUUAUACUUUUUUCUUGGAGUUAAAGUUGAUGAAAAACUCUAAAUCACGAAUAAUUUUAUUUCAAGUUUUUCGGUAGCUAGAUUCAAGAUGCAACUGAAUUUUUUUUGAAUAUUUGAAAUUUUUGAACUUAAUUCUGCAAAAUUUUAUGUUUAAAAAUUUUUGAACUUAAGUCUUCAAAAUUUUAAUUUUAAGGUUUGAAAAUUUUUCCAAUCUUUUUUUAAUUUUUGAAAGCUUUUGAAUUUUUUUCAAAUUUUUAAAAUUUUUUGAAAUUAAAAAAAAUUAAAGUUUUCAAAAGGUAAGUUUGCUUUCGAAUAUUUUGAAAACUUGACAUUUUUGACAAACUUGAAAUUUUACUUUU